AUGAAUAACUCUUCUCCAUCUCCCUCAGUGCGAGUGGCGCACGGGCGUAAGCGUUCAAGCACCAUCAGUUCCAUGUUACCUCCACCACCUCAGCUGAAUAUUGGACAAACGAAAUGGAUAACCCUCUGGGCAGCUGACACACACGUUGCGGGAUCUCGAGUCAGUAUCGCCGAUAUUAUUAUCAAUCGAGAGAGUUGGCCCGGGCUUGCCCCAGGAGAUGUAAUUCGAGUUUCAAACGGGAAAGCUCAAGAUUCUGAAGGGGUUUUGUUUAUUGUUCCCCCGGACGAUGCUACACGACCCCCUCCGAAUCAGGCAUGUUUUGCAACCUUUUUCGGAUUCAAGAAUCAUUCGGAGAUUUUAUUGACCAAGAUCGACAGAACCACAGCAAUCGUUGAUUAUGUAGAAAUCGAAUUCAGAGACCAAUACCUUGGUCGAUGUGACAUGUGGAGACUUUCAAACAGUCUCAAAAAUUCGACCAUCUACAUCAAAGGCAAACGGGUUUCAUCGGGUAUAGUGGAUGCGUCAACCAAGGCCAUAUUCCGGUCACUUUCAGCAAAAACGACUAUCUUUGUCCAAGUCUGCAAGGAACUCUGGGAGUUUGCUGAUGACGGCGAGAGGUUCACCGAAAAAAUCAUCCAUUCUUUCUUUCCAGAACUUAUUCACCGCUGGAAAGAACACCAGACCAACCACGUCAUAACCAUCGUUCUGAUAUCUCGCGUGUUCUAUGAUACAACCGAAUUGGAAUAUGCAGCUGGACCACUGCGACAAACUGAUGACUGUCAGUGGUACAAGGAUUUUUUCAAGGUCGUGGUGGAUCUAGAGGUUGUUUCUAACUGGACAAAUGUACUCCGCGACUUGAAGGAAGCAUUUUGGACAUUCCAACGGGACAUUCUACUAACGCAUCAUUUUCACCGGAAAGCCGAGGCUGGAGGCGAGGUGAAGUUGGUUGGAACUAUUUCCUUCGCUCAUGAUGGCCCAUUGCUCGAGGCUCUGAAUUUGGCUCUCAAUCCGACAGAAGCGCACUACAUUGAUCGUUCUUUAUCUCUCACCGGUUCAUCAGUUAUCCUCAUUACCCCUGGGACAGGGUACUUUCGAGUUCAAAAACAGCUCCUUCGUCUAACAACCUUACGAAUGCUUGACCAAGGGUUCGGGUUGGACCUAGUGUGUCUGGCCAAACGACCGCUACAUACAUCGCCUAUAUUCAGUUUCCAGGGAAUCGAGCCUGCUCCGGUAAACCCGAGUGAUGGUAUCAGUCGUGCAACAGAUCCACUCUGGGGCGGAGGACGUACCGAGUUUGAACAGCCCCCGAGUGAUCUCAAGACGUUUUGGUGGGAACCGUUUUGGGUCUCGGCAUCAUUUUGGGAUAAGCAGCGAGACAUGCCCUUCAGAGAGGAUAGGUUUGUCACCCGGGCACGCAUGUAUGAAGUCCAGAUGCUUGGCCUACUUGAGCAUGAUGUGACCGCUACCAUUUCACUCCCUCAUGUUGACCUUAAUACCAUCUCGCCUACGACACCCGAUUCGCCCAAUCCAAAGGAAGCCAGACGGCUCGCGCGGGAGAUGUUUGACAGGAACAUUUUUGCGCCGGUCAACAACGAGCCUCAUUCACACCACGAAGGCCAUCAUCAUCACCACCACCACCAUCACACGCCAACUCAACCAGGAAGUGGCGAAACAAGUGGUCCUUCGACUGCACAUGUCACAGAUAUGGAAUCAAGCCAGAGUAGUCUGAACGAUUUACUCGAGGAACAUACCAAGCACGAAGCUCAGCCGAUGCCCAUGCUUCCAUUCAAGAACGUGCGAAAGCCAAACCUCAGGCGUGCAUCAACAAGUGUGUCGACUAGUCGAAUACGUAUAGAGGCGGCGCCAAGCUUCAAAGGGCACUCACCCGAGCCGUUGCCUGCGUUGACUUUACCAACUCUGGAUACCACAAUUGCCGCACCAACUCGAUCAAACAUCUCACAACGUCGGAGUGUAUCUCCUUCACAAGAAUCUAUUCGGUCUACCUCGACAGUUUCAUCCAAUCGUCGCAAGGGAACCGGUACUCUCUCCUCGUUAGCGAAGAAUUGGUUCUUUACGCCUUUUAGGCCUGCUGCAUCCACGGCCGCAUCCACAGUCCACAUCGAACGCCAAGCUGACGACGUAGCAACUGGGCCCCCCUUACCUCCAGUAUCACCCAUCGCCCCGCUAGCAAAGACAUCUCCAGCUCCUCCGGACCCAAUCGCUAUAACCAAGCGGAAAGCAGAGCCCAAACGGAUUCAGCGACCCGCACCCGAGGACUCGGCCUCUCCGUCUGAUGAUCCCACUGCAGCACUGCGUCGAACGAGUACGGUAGUAGUAAACACAAACACUACGCCUGCGAUCCCCCCUCAACCGGAACGUACGAAUCCGUGUCGCCCGGGCUCGGCGCUGCCCGAGAACCAAACCAACUUGGCCAGGAGAUGGCAGCAUUUAUUCCCUCGCCCCACGUACCAGCAUCAGAUCAAGUGGCGUUCGAUAUGCACGCCCGCUUGUCUUCCGCUGGGAGUGGAUUAUCUUCCACCCCAGAGGGAGGUCAACGCGACAUGGAGAGACUACGACUAUAUCGUCAUGCUUAACCCUGAAGACAUCCGAUCUUCGUUCUUGUUAGGAGCUGAUGAUGUGAAUAUGGAUCAAGACGACCAAGCUUUACUCGUCAUGCGUGGAAUGGCUGCGUUGAGGUUGCAACAAGGUUUCCAGUUUGUUGUAUCCAAACCAAAGAGCGAGACUAAUGUGGACGAGAAACCACAUGCGCGCCCGCCCAAGACUUCCGGCAAGGGGUUUCCUGUGGUUGCAGGAUUGGCAUUGGAUAGACCGUACCCUGUGGGAGUAUCCGAAGUCUUGAAAAGCGCAAAGGAUGUAGUUUGUCUGAGCAUGAGCGACCAGAUCCAGCAGCUUUCUUAUGACUCUCUUACUGGUGCAGUUCUUGUCCGCCGAUGGAUCCGACGUUCAUCUCACCCCACAGACGCGUUUCAAUACCAAUGCCUCGUUUGGCCCAAAUUAGGAACAGGCUAUACGGAAGUAUCCACCUCGUUUAGUUUCCCAGUUCUGGAAGAAUACGGAUGGAAUCGCACUGAUACGCUAGUGGCGGGAUACGAGCGCGACUUGUCCGAUGCACUUCGGUACUGGCGGACCAGAUAUCUUGUCAUCCCGUCCGAAGAAGCACCACCUGCGCCGUUUAGGGGGAGCACAGGGGAAGGCGAAACAUUAGAUGAAGAAGAAAUCAGGUUGCUGGGUGUAACAGAACGGCUAGCCGAGCUAUUCGCCCGCGCACGGUGGCUGAGGCCAGACGAAACUGACCUCCCGCCUCCUCGGUUCGUGGAAACUACGCUGGACCCAGCCGUUUGCGUAUUGGACGACAGUCUCAUGACGCAGAUUGAAGAACUCCACGCGCAGGGGCCUCUCAAGAAGAAACGGCUCUCCGAGCGGGUGUUGGAGGAUAUGAGUCUGGCAAACAUUGCGCGCGCGAUGAGGGAAGAAGGCGGAGUGCCGAUCAAGGUGCACAAGUGGCAUGGAAUCCAGUACCCAGAUAGUUUUACCGGGAGAGAGUUGGUGAAUUGGUUGGUGAGAGAAUUUAAAGACGUUUCGACGCGGGAACAAGGCGUCGAACACGGAAAUCGACUGUUAAGCGCUGGGUUGUUUGAGCACUGUCGUGGUACUCAUGGGUUACUCGAUGGACACUAUUACUACCGCCUCGCGGGCGAAUUUGCGGCUCCAGCGACCAAUAAACCUCGUCAAUGGUUCCGAAGCGCUGCGACACUCAACAGUCGCCCGUCCGUGGAAGAUGUCAAGACGGCACCACCGGCAGCAGGGCUAGCACCGGGGUCCGUCGGGAGAGGCAUGUUUGCAGUCCGCCGUCCUCGCCGUCGACUGGUGCUCAGUCAGACAAUGACCAUUGAUGUGGACCCAAUGAAGAGGAGUGACCAGGCCGAGAGGGUUAUCCUGCAUCAUGAUGUGAUACAUAAUCCCAUGACGGCGUUCCAUUUCGAGCUGAAUUGGCUGGGCACUACCGCUCGGUUCAUUGACGAUAUGAUCAUAUCGUGGAACCACGCACUCAAACGCUACGGACUGAAGAUCGUCGAAGCCUAUGUGGACCAAAUCAUAGACAUUAACCACACCAACGUCUUCCAGUCCUGUUUUCCCGUUCCACUCGCGCUGGCCCCUCCAUGCAUCCCCGACCUUGCGAAACGCGUACCCGAGGGCACUCAAGUCGAACAAUACUUUGAGUGCGCAAUACUGAAACAUUUUGGAUAUAUUUUAGAUAUUUCGGCAGGGUCAAAUUACCCCGACUCGGUGGAUGUGUUUUAUUCCUACAGACGCAGCCAUUUCACGUAUUCUCAAUACGUACACAAAUCCGGAUUGGCGUUUUGUCAGGUCGUAGGCGGAACCGAGGGCUUUAGGUGGUUAACCAACCGGUUGCUCGCACCCGGGAACUAUGCGAUGGGUGCGCAGGGCAAGUCGAGGCAUCACACCCGAGCCGACGAUAUUAGGCGCCAAUUGGCCGCGUUUUGCGAAGAUGAAACUCAGCUGAGGGAUUUUUACGACGAUGUGGUUGGGAAAUUACCCCCAGCCCCUCUGCCUGCUCCUGCUAUCGUGGUCCCUCCUGCGAGUGCUCAACCGAGCCCAAGUAUACAGGGCCUUUUUGAUUGA
Messenger RNA from Rhizoctonia solani, 4665 nucleotides. RefSeq names its product vacuolar membrane-associated protein IML1. The transcript has 9 exons. Gene Ontology annotation, cellular component: GATOR1 complex. The record is from RefSeq and is a predicted model, not a curated record. NCBI's taxonomy places the organism in Eukaryota, Fungi, Basidiomycota, Agaricomycetes, Cantharellales, Ceratobasidiaceae. Bases 1 to 4665 code for a protein of 1554 amino acids. Gene Ontology annotation, molecular function: GTPase activator activity. Gene Ontology annotation, biological process: intracellular signal transduction; negative regulation of TORC1 signaling; positive regulation of autophagy.